ACACUGGCCAUGGUGUACUGUACACAUCCUCCUCAUCUGGUUUGGUGUAUUCUGAGUCUUUGAGAAACCAUCUCUUCCCCAACUACAAUAUAGUGCAUGACUUUUACAAGGUGGAAUCUAUUCGGGGUGUAUACCUGGCUAGCCAGAUGAGUGAUGACAAGUCCAUCCAUACAAUGAUCACCUACAACAGAGGGGCCGAGUGGAAGAAAGUGCCAAGACCUAUUGGUGUAGAAUGUCAGAAUGAUGAAAAGUCUGGUGACAGAUAUUUAGAACCUACUAAUGGAAUAGCUCUAGUUCAUGGUGAGUCUGGUGACAGAUAUUUAGAACCUACUAAUGGAAUAGUUCUAGUUCAUGCUCAUGUGGCCAGCAACCUGCAGACCACACCUCCUGAUGUCUUCCUCUCAACAGAUGGUGGAUACAACUUCAGACGGGUUUUGAAAGGACCUCAUGCCUAUGAGAUUGCCGACAGUGGGGGUCUGCUGGUAGCCGUGCCUUUAGACACUGACUACCCAAAUGUUGUCAAGUUCUCCACAGAUGAGGGAAACUGCUGGCAUACAUACAAGUUCACUUCAGAUGAGAUCAAAUUCACUGGUCUGCUGACAGAACCUGGAGGCAAGUCCAUGACCUUUGGCAUCUGGGGCUAUCAGAAAGCAUCCAAAAAGUGGACUGUCAAUGUUAUUGAUUUUAAUACUAUUGUGACCAGAGAAUGCAAAGAAGAUGAUUACAUCAAAUGGAUUCCACACACUAGUCUCAACACUAAACCAGGGUUUGAAGGGUGUUUACUGGGCAGAAAGGAAACAUUCAAACUGAUUAAGAAAGAUUCUUGGUGCCGAAAUGGAUACUACAAAAAUAUGGAUGUUCUCACAGAUAAUUGCAAGUGCACAGAGGAAGAUUAUGAAUGUGACUAUGGCUUCUAUCGACCGGACAACUCCGUGAAAUGCGUCAGACAGCCAGAUAUUAAAGCCGAACAAAUUGAUAUUUGUAAAGGAGGCCACUUAGAGAAACUUGAAACAAUUGGUUACCGCCGUAUCCCAGGUGAUACUUGUGACGCCACCUAUGGCUUUCACCCUGUCAGUGAUGUGACUGAGUUAGAUGUCAUCUGUGGGGCUGGAGAUAAGAAGGCUGUUCAACAGGACAUGACGCAUACAGGAGCUGGUAAAAUUGUGGUUGCCGUUAUUGGGAGCAUCAUAUUGGUUCUGGUUGCAGUUGUGGGAGCUUUCUUCAUGUACAAGCUGGUCCUGUUGAAAAAGCACAAAGUUGUCUACAGAUACUCCAGGCUGAAUCAUGGUGACGGGGAUCUCGAGAGUGCUGUAGCUCAUCAUGCGAACCUUUUCAGUGAAUCCUCUGACGAUGAGCAGAAUCCACCGGUCAAGCAGAAUGGCAAUGGUUAUGUUCCUGCUCCUGCAAAAGGCCCAGCAGACAUUAAAUCCUACCAUGAUGACUCUGAUGAUGACAUGCUAGGAUAG
Candidula unifasciata is the source of this 1466-nucleotide messenger RNA. NCBI's taxonomy places the organism in Eukaryota, Metazoa, Mollusca, Gastropoda, Stylommatophora, Geomitridae. The record is from the annotation of a GenBank genome assembly.